Sparassis crispa is the source of this 1101-nucleotide messenger RNA. RefSeq lists its product as hypothetical. Gene Ontology annotation, molecular function: transferase activity. Bases 1 to 1101 code for a protein of 366 amino acids. The record is from RefSeq and is a predicted model, not a curated record. The transcript is spliced from 7 exons. Lineage: Eukaryota; Fungi; Basidiomycota; Agaricomycetes; Polyporales; Sparassidaceae.
AUGACUUCCACGAAAUCUGUGGAUAGGCUAGUAGUGAGGUUCGUGGUGGAUAACUGCAUAGAAUGGAUGACGAAAUUGCCACCGGGGUUCACGCAUGAGAUGAGGCAGCAUUUGGCUGAGCAGGAACCCCCGGUGGACCCCCUCACUGGCGUGCCGUUCUUAGAUCUCGAGCAUUACUGCUGCGGGGCCCACGGAUUCUCCGCACUUAUCGAGACCCAACUCGAAGGCUCACCCCCACACCUCACGCUCUUCGACACGGGCCCUGACUCACGCGCGAUCGCGCGCAACCUUGACUCGCUGCAAAUUCCGAUAGAGCGCGUGGAGCGCGUCAUCCUCUCGCACUGGCAUGCCGACCACAGCGGUGGGAUGCUGACGUUCCUGCGACUCCGCGCCGCGGCGCAGGUAAAGCAGCCCGAGUCAGAACGUACGCCUUGCGCGGUCGAUCUGCAUCCCGACCGACCCAUUGCUCGGGGGAUAUCCUACCUCGACAAGAUCCUGGGACGUCUCCCCGACGACCCGAGUUUUCAGCAGAUCGAAGCUGAAGGUGGGGUUGUCGAGAAACACGGUGAGGGACAUGCGGUUUCUGGGGAUACUGUCUGGGUUAGUGGAGAGAUCCCUAGGGUGACACCUUGGGAAUGUGGCAUUUCAGGAGGGCUUAGGUGGGUGGGGAGUGAAGGCGUGCAAGGAAAAGGGGGCGAAUGGAUCAAGGACGAGGAAAUCAUGGACGAACGUUACGCUGCUAUCGAUGUAGCCGGGAAAGGUCUCGUCAUAUUCUCUGCUUGUUCGCAUGCAGGUAUCGUGAACGUCGUUCGAGAUGCAAUAUCCAAAUUCUCCAGGCAAGUGUACAUGAUCAUUGGCGGCCUACACCUUGCAGGUCCCGAAUUGACAGAGCGCAUUCCACCGACCGUGAAGUUCUUGACGGAGAAGAUGCGGCCCGCACCAGCAUACGUCUUGCCAAUGCAUUGUUCCGGUUUCGCUGCCAAGGUGGCGUUGGAAGCUGCGCUGGGCGAGGGAUGCGUUCCUGCCGGUGUCGGGAUGAAGGUUGAAGUGCAAGGCGAUCGGGAUGCGGAGAAGAUGAUGAUGCUCCCGACAAUUUCGUGA